Molecule: messenger RNA, 2883 nt
Organism: Diaporthe citri
Lineage: Eukaryota; Fungi; Ascomycota; Sordariomycetes; Diaporthales; Diaporthaceae
Exons: 13
Coding region: 1-2883 (960 amino acids)
Molecular function (GO): phosphatidylcholine lysophospholipase A1 activity
Source: RefSeq, a predicted model, not a curated record
AUGUUCUACUCUUUGGUGCGCUUAGGCCCUCGGCUUGCUUUUCUUCUGUCGGUUCUUGCCAUCCAACUAGUAUUUGCCCUGCCGACAGAACUCGGGGACUAUGACCUGUUCCAUGACGCACCUUCGAACUCCCUCGAUAGGCGGGCACCGAACUUUUACGCACGGAUUCUUCCACUAGGAGCGUCUAUCGUUCAGGGUCGAGGCUCUUCUUCUGGCAAUGGGUUCCGCAAGUUUCUCAGAGACCAGCUCAGAAAGGAUGGCUGGAGGGUCAACAUGGUUGGGUCUAAGAGUGAAGGAACUAUGGCUGAUAACAGUGUUGAGGCUGUCCCAGGCUAUACAGUAGACCAGAUUCAUGACAUCUCGCAUCUGUCUACGCCCUCCAAGCCAAACAUCGUUCUCAUUAAUGCAGGAGUGAAUGAUUGCGAGAACGGCAUCGACAUUCCUAACAUUGGAGCUCGCCUGGGCAGUCUCCUCGAUAGCCUCUUCACUGAAAUACCCGGCACAACACUCAUCGUUUCUACCUUGAUUCCUGGCACCGAUCCUGACGUCGAGAGAUUCAGGACAGAGGCCAAUCGUCAGUAUCGCGCUCUCGUUAAUGAUCGUCGAUCGCGGGGCCAGAAAAUUGUCCUGGCUGAGAUGGAUGGUGUUGCCGGAUACUUCGAUACCCGAGUGGGCAGUGGUGACUACUUCGAUGAGACUCACCCCAACGACAAAGGCUACGUGAAGAUGGCUGCCAUCUGGCGAAAGGCCCUCAAUACUGCUGAGUCGGAGGGCAAACUCACUGCCCCAGCUGGUGCUCCCGGUGUCGACGACAGUGGGAGCAAUACGUGCGACAAACAGUACGGAGGUUCAGAAGCAACUCGAAGAACCACACAAUCGGCAAGCGGUUGGGAUGAUGGAAUCUAUGUUCAUUCGAGCUCUGCUCAGGGCACAAGACACACCAUCACCUCUACCGAAGAGACUUCGUUCUGGUUGGCCACCAUUGCUACUCGGAACGGGCUUGACGAUAUAAUACAAUUUGGGGGUACGGUUUCUGGGGGCCGAUCCUAUUCGGUGUACCGGAACAGAGGUGCAGCGACAUGGGACGCCACACCGACCACUUUCACCAUCCCAGAUGCCUGCAUCGCACGCGGCGUACGAUGGGCAGAUAUGAACGGUAUACUCCCAGAAGGCCCCAUAACUUCAAGCACUGAUGAUCUGACUAUGGCUUGCCUAGGCGACGGACUUGAUGAUUUUGUUUGUAUCGCCCCAGGUGGCGAGCUCUCUGUCGCUAUUAAUCGCGGCAAUCUUGUCUUUGAUUAUACUGGUGCGGGCAAGUAUAAGUCUAGCGAGGGAUACCUGCAAGCCCGAAUUCAUCUCGCGGAUGUGGAUGGAGACGGACGAUUUGACUACUGUGCGGCCCGUGACAACGGUGAUGUUCAGUGCUGGCGGAAUGGCGGGAGGUCUGAUACUGCUGAUUUAUGGCAAGAUAUGGGCAUUGUGUUCACGGGGAAGAACAUGGGCGACCUUAAUGGUGUCCGAUUCAGCGACAUUAAUGGUGAUGGUCGUAGUGACUGGCUUUGGCUGAACGAUCAAGGCGCAACAUGGACUUGGACCAACAGCCGGGGCUGUGUCAAAGGAAUCGAGGGUCAAGGUCUGACUCCCACUUGGCGUGCUGGGGAGAAUCGUGCAAAUGGUGCUGGCCCAACUCACAUUGGUCUGGGUUUUGCCGGGGCUCGAAGUGGAAUCCACUUCGCCAAAGCAUUUGGAAACCCUCAAGCAUACAACCUUCUGCCAGGCAGAGACUAUGUCUGGAUCGAACACACUACGAGCGCAAGUUUACGCAGCACGUCAUCUAACAUAGAUGAAAUGACCGGAUUCACAACGACUUCUUCUACAGGAGAUAGUCUCCCGCCUCUCGACAACACGACUAUAGAAUCCCGAAGCAGCAUUGAAGCUUCGUCACGUCAAGUGAAGCCCCGAGCUGCUGCCCACACCUAUAAAAUCAACGUCUGGAGGAAUGAGGGCAUUGGUGGGUCGAAACUGAAGAGUGAUGGAGACCGAUACUGCAACAUGAGAGGCCGCUCCAAUGGUCGCCAGGACUACGUCUGGAUCUUUUCCAACGGCAAGAUGCACAUUCACGAGGCUCUCGACGCUUUCCGAGAUAGUCCCCCAUACUGGGGAAGUGACUAUGUCAUGUUCGAUCUCACCGGCAGCAGAGCGAUGGACAGAAGGGAUCUCCAUCUUGCUGAUUGGGAUGGUGACGGGGCUUGCGACAUCAUCUACACAGAUCCAGAUGGAGGAGCAGUCGAGGUCUGGAUGAAUCGCAUCAAGACCACGGGUAACUUCAAUUGGGAGUAUAUUGGCAAUCCUGCGCCAAAGCUCUCAUGCGAUCAGAAGAGAGGCGUGGGGAUCAAUGACCUCGCCGUUCGAUUUGCCGACCUUAGCGGAAAUGGACGCCCAGACUAUCUCUGUAUGGAGAGAGACGGCCGUACAAAGGGAUAUCUCCACAACAGCGACGGCUCAUUCGAUUGGAUUCCGCAAUUCAAGAAGACCGACAAUUUCGACCGUGCCAAUUAUCGGUGGGCCGACGUCAAUGGUGAUGGCCGUGCCGACUUGAUCUGGACGGAUAAGUUCAAGGGCGAUGCGACCGUUUGGACAAACCAGGGCAUGGUACCGUCCGGGGACAGUUCAUUCACAUGGGUCAACAAAGGACCAUUGUACAAUGCUCCUGCACAGGGACAUUGUCUACACUUCCCUGACCUGGACGGAAAUAAGCGGGCAGAUAUGCUCUUCGCGGAGGCCGUUGAGAAUUCGGCACAAACGUGGUUUAAUACUUGUCCGAACGGUUCUACCGACGAUGCAGACACUUUCACAAGCCCGGCUCUGCCGUCGCCGCCAUAG